Molecule: messenger RNA, 7500 nt
Organism: Sardina pilchardus (European sardine)
Lineage: Eukaryota; Metazoa; Chordata; Actinopteri; Clupeiformes; Clupeidae
Gene: foxo3b
Product: forkhead box O3b
Exons: 5
Coding region: 812-2992 (726 amino acids)
Biological process (GO): regulation of transcription by RNA polymerase II
Cellular component (GO): mitochondrial matrix; nucleus
Molecular function (GO): RNA polymerase II cis-regulatory region sequence-specific DNA binding; DNA-binding transcription factor activity, RNA polymerase II-specific
Source: RefSeq, a predicted model, not a curated record
UCUGCCUCUCUAUCAGUGCAGUAACUUUGUGCUUGUUGAACGCUGUCAGGAGAACGGAAUGUGUAGUAGUAGGUUAAGCUCAUAGGACACAAACGGGUAGACUUUGCUUGGGUGCUAUUUUCUGUUAUUUGUCCAACUGUCGACUGGGAUGCACUAUUGGAGACUUGAAUUAGGGAUAAUACCCCUCUUUUCGCCAGUUUGGCAGCUAUCUUCUCUUUUCUAAACGCGACAGUGUGACAGCAAAGUGCCAUGGGCUAUCGCGAAUAAAAGAACUUGCGAGGACGAGGACGGUAGCGGUGAAAGCGACUUUUGAGCAAGAACCGAGACGUAAUUUCUGCUGAUUUUACGGGAGCUCAGACACGGCUCUCGGGUCUUCGCCUCACCCCCUUCCUUCCCGUGGACUGCGAUUUUGACAGCUGGAUAUUGAUUGCGCGACGGAGAUGCGUUUGUUGCGUGACGCCAGAUCACUUUCUUCACGGCAGCACCGGAGCUGUCGGUUACAGUAGCCUAGUAGGCUUUUACAUCACUGCGACGUGAGUGCAGCACAAUUGACCGCGGUGCACAUCCGUGGAACCAAGGUGGUCAAGAGUGAAUGGAGAGAGUGUUUAAUCAACGUUUUGGAUUGACUGAAGGCUGCUAACGUUGAGGAGCGCAACACUGCAGUGUUGGACAGGGGAAGACGCGCAUAUUGAUGGAAUGCGCCUGUAAAAGUCCGACUCCAGCUCUUUCUUGACUCAAUCACAAAUCAGACAAGGCAGUCAGUGGGACACACAGGCGCGCGCGCACACACACACACACACAGGUCAAGGCGAUGGCGGACCCGACAGCCCCGGACUCGAUUCCGACGCUUGACGUCGUUAUCGACCCGGAUUUCGAGCCCCAGAAGCGGCCAAGAUCAUGUACCUGGCCCCUGCCAGAGUCCAUCGCGGCCAAACCAGAGGCGACGGACACAGACAUUAUUCCGGAGGAAGAGGAUGACGAAGAGGACAGCGCAAUGACCAUCAACAACAAUGACUCCAGCAUGGUCGAGGAGGAGCAGGGCAGCCCGGGUCUGGUAGCCGACGGAUUGCACUCGGCAGCCGGUCAGGAAAGCGGAGGCUCUCCGCUCCCAUCGCUCUCACCCGGUGGCGCGGGCAGUGGGAAGUCCACCGGCGGCGGGGGCGCCCCGGGCAGCCAGCAGCAGACACCCCGAAAGUCCUCUUCUCGCCGAAACGCGUGGGGCAAUUUGUCCUACGCGGACCUCAUCACUAAAGCCAUAGAGAGCGCCCCCGACAAGAGGCUCACCCUGUCCCAAAUCUACGAUUGGAUGGUGCGAAGCGUCCCAUACUUCAAAGACAAGGGAGACAGCAACAGCUCUGCUGGGUGGAAGAACUCCAUCAGGCACAACCUGUCGCUCCACAGCCGCUUCAUCCGCGUGCAGAACGAGGGCACGGGCAAGAGCUCCUGGUGGAUGCUCAACCCCGAGGGGGGCCGGGGGGGCAAGGCCCCCCGCCGGCGCGCCGUCUCCAUGGACAACGGCAACAAGUACACCAAGAGCGCGCGCGGCCGGGCCGCCAAGAAGAAGGCCGCCUUGCAGGCGGCGGCGGCGGCCUCCGGGGAGGGGUCGUCCGGGGAGCCCAACGGCCUGUCCAAGUGGCCCGGCAGCCCCAUGUCGCGCAGCAGCGACGAGCUGGACUCCUGCUGGACCGACUUCCGCUCGCGGACCAACUCCAACGCCAGCACGCUCAGCGGGCGCCUGUCGCCCAUCCUGGCCAACCCGGAGCUGGACGAGGUGCCCGACGACGAGCUGGGCCCGCCGCUGUCGCCGAUGCUCUACUCGAGCCCCAGCAGCCUCUCCCCGCCCUCGUCCUCCUCGUCCUCGUCCAAGCCCGGCGGCGAGCUGCCCCGGCUGGCCGACCUGGCCGGCACCAUGAACCUCAACGACGGCCUCGCCGAGCACCUGCUGGACGACAUCAUGGACAACAUCGCCAUCGUCACGGCGUCGGUGGUGACGCCGCAGGCCGGCGGGCUGAAGACGACGGUGGGGUUCGGAGUCGGACUGCCCGGCUCCAAGGGCUCGCCUCCCGGAACCUCCCCUAGCCCCGCCAGCCCGGCGUCCACCCCGGCCGUCAACGGGGUCGUCGGCGGGGUCGGCGGCGGCACGUUCGGCAACUCCCUGUUCGGGCCGCCGAGCGGCUCGCUGCGCCAGUCGCCCAUGCAGACCAUCCAGGAGAACAAGGCCACGUCCUUCAGCUCGCCCGCGCCGGGGUCCGCCUCGCUGCGCUUCGCCAACGCCACGCUGCAGGAGCUGCUCAACGCCGACCCGCUGGGGCCGCACGACGUCAUGAUGACCCAGUCGGACCCGCUCAUCUCGCAGGCCAGCUCGGCGCUCAGCUCGCGCGGCAGCGCCGGACGCGGCUCGCUCAACGGCCUGCUGCUGCUGCGCAACGACCCCAUGAUGUCAUCAUUCAGCGCCGGGCUCAACGGCAGCGGCGGCAACCAGCUCCAGAACGGCCAUCUCCAGCACCACCAACAGAAUCUCCAGCACCAACAGCAACAGCAGCACAAUCACCACAACCACCACCAGGGUAACAACACCAAGGGCUCGCUCCGAUCCUUGUCCAGCAACGGGCCCCUCAGCCUGGCCAACGGCGCCAACAACCUGGCCUCCGCCAAGCAGCAGCUGGCCCAGCUGAGCGAGGCCACCACGGCGUCCCUCUUCAACGGGCUCAACGGCGGCACCGUGGGCCUGGGGCUGGGCUCCUGCCUGCCGUCCUCGCUGGCCUCCGACGCCUUCCCCUCGGACCUGGACCUGGACAUCUUCAGCGGGAGCCUGGAGUGCGACGUGGACUCCAUCAUCCACAGCGACCUGAUGGACGCCGACGGGCUGGACUUUGACGCGCUCGUCAACUUCGACGCGCUCCUGAGCACGCAGAACGCCGUCAACCUGAACCCCAUGGUGGGCAACCUCAACGGCAGCAAGGCCGGCAGCCAGAGCUGGGUGCCCGGUUGAGGGGACGCGGGCCAGGACUAGCAGGGAGGUGGGCACAUGAGCAGAUCGAGACUCAGGCCUUUGGUGCAGCAGAAAAUAAACAAAGACGACAAUAACCAAGUCAGACUCACGCCAUCCCUUGCCAAACCUUCACUAAGCACCAAAGUCUGUUUACAGAACAUACAAACCUCCAUAGACCUGUCCCCUAUCGCACACACAAAACACAUACACACACACAUACACCACAUUGGUUUGCUCUCGGAUUCCCUCUGAACUCAUUGACGACAAAGGAGGACACCACAGAGGCAAGCUCCUUUGGAAAUGAUGCAACCCUUUCUGGAGAAAGGCCAAGGACGUUAGCCAUUGAAAGACUCUAGAGACUUAUGUUUGGGGGAUCUUAAUGAGCAAAGGAGCUCGAAGCAUUGCUUGAAGGACUUAACAAAACGUAGCUGUAGCCCUACCUGUAAAAAGAGCUCAAGAAAAACUAACGUUGAGUAGUUACUUGGUGUUUACCGUGCUAUGUGGUUUCCUGAAGGUUUUUUUUUUUUUGUCUUCCCUCCCGAUUGUGUUGUUUUCAAAGAUGAUCUCUGUGAUUUAAAUGUUUGUUUGACCACCAUCACCCUGCUUCCUUUCGUUUUGGGUUUGGACAAGUCACAGAGGAAACUGAAGUGACACGUAAACGCACACACACAUGCACGCACGCACACACACAUACACAAACACAAACACACACACACACACACACACACACACACACACACAAUAGCUGAAUAUCAAGACCAGCACGCUCAGGAGAACUCUAUUGUCAUGAUAAUUGGUGCACUUCUGAUUGUGUUGUUUUGUUUUAUCUUGUUUUUUUCUUUAUACAUUGAUUAGUUCAAGACUCAAAUGAACUAAUGACAGACUAUUGUUCUGAUCAAGUUAACACAUUAUCUUAGUUUAAUACUAUAGGAGAAUUUAUUAUUGUUUAUGCAUACUGUAUGUAACUGUAAAAAGAGUGUGAUCUGUCCAGAUUUUCCUUGGAAUGCUCAUUGUUAAGAUGCUAAGCUAGCUAGCAAGCUAACUUGCAGGCGCGUAUAAGGGGUAAUAUGAGUGUAAAAUGUAGCCAAAUGUUUAAAAAAAAGAUUGAAAAGGUGUACGUCCUAACAUUGUGAACAUUACCAGGCCAUACCAGGUGCUAAUCCUUCAGUGUUGAUGAGCCCUGUCCUCUGCACGCGGGCUUGUAUCAAGAUCCCGCUCCCCUUUGAGGACGUAGCAUUAUUGCUAGCGAUAGCGCUUCAAGUCAGCUGUCAGCAUGCGGAGACGUUCCCAGGCAGCAAGAACAGACUUCCUCCCGGAAGCCAUUUUUACUGAGCAGAAACAAUAAGCUAUCUUUUGUACAUUUUGCCAAAACUACUUGAACAUGGCGAGGACGCUGGCAGCCAAAAACAAAAGAGGAAGCUAAAAACAAACCACCUGAUACAGGAUAACUCUUACACAUACAAAUACACACACACACACACACACACACACACACACACACACACACACACACACACACACACACUUACACCAAAAAACAUAUAUGUAACAGGAGUGUUUACUUUCCCUGUCUCUGUGGUGUGUUGUGUGGUUAAUUGAUGGGACAAUCAGUAAGCUGCCUUUAUUGCGCUGGUCUCUGUUGCUAGGCAGUAUCACGAGAGGCAGAGACGGUGAACUAGCUGACUAGCAUCCCUAUACACUUGCUGUGAUGGUAACACAAAAAUGUGAUCAAGAUCAGUUUUUUUCUCCUUUUUGUAGAUAAAACAUUUAUAUUCUGACGAUAUUGACAGCCAAAUUGGAAAUGUCUGUCAUUGAUGUCUGGUCAGACUUCUGCUCACUGUAAUCAGUAAAAAAAAAAAGCAUGACCCUCAGUCAAUAUUGUCAAUAUACUUCCAGAUGUGCAAAGGUAUGGCAAAAUAUGGACACCCCGAACACCCCAGAAUUGAUUUGAAAGGGGAAACACGACUCCACAGUAGGGAGAUUCAGGGAAACAAAUCAAACCCUGUUACAUAGUAAACACAUGCAGCAUUCACACACACACACACACACACACACACACACACACACACACAUACACACACACAAACAUACACACACAGUGGAGAUGAGGGACUCGAUCCAAUAUGCAACUGCAUCAUCGGUGCUCAGGGGGAGAAGGCGUCACCACAGCAACACCGUGACCCCAUCUUGAUCUUUCUGCAGUCUGGUUGUACAGAAUUACUUAAUGGGGAAAAAAAGAAACAAGAAGAAAAAAAAAAGACAAUUGCAGUGUUCAGCCAUGUGCUGUAAUCAUCCGGAAGAAAGAGAAGGAAAAAAGAUCAUCCUGGACUUUACUUCUUCUUUUGUUUUGUUGCUGUUUCUGGUUGCUUUUCCAGGUUUAACUUGGUUUUCUUUCUCUCUCCCUUCUAUAUUCUCCCUGGGUCAAAGCACCACAGUCUAUGCUGGGACAACUCUCACACAACAUUGCUCUGUUUAGUUUUGUUUCAUUUUCUGUUUUUGUUUCUCAACUCUUCCCGACUCUCUGCGAGGAAGUGAUCCUUGGUACUGCAUACGUCCAUGUAUGCAUGUGUGUAAAUAUGCCUAUGCAUCUUGUCAAAUACAUGUAUGAAUAUAUACUUGUUAUCUCAUGCUUUUCUCAGUGGUGUAGUUCCUCGGUGGUGAAGCCGGCUCACCUGCCAAGGGUGCCGUGCUGGGUGGAUGGGUGGUGUCAUAUGGGUGUGAAGACGGAAGGGAGGCCCCCAGUGUUGUAGGUUGUGAACAAUCCCCCUCAGGGCCAGUUGGGCAAUGGGUGCGUUUCUAGACCACAAACAACGCUGUUACAUUGAUGUUUUAGAACUAAAACAGUGCUGUACUGAAUGUUUCAUGUUUCCAGUGAAAUGUUUUUGUUUGUUUGUUUGUUUGUUUGUUUGUUUUGUCUUUGUUUUGCUCCAGACUACGCCUACGCACGUAGCAGAAAACAUCGGUGGAUGAUUUAAAAACAAGCAAGUUUGUGUAUAAAACAUCUCUCGAAUAUACAAUAUAUCAAGAUGACACAAAAUGUUCCCGGUGAACUUAUAGUUCCUUUGUGCAGCCAAUGAAAUGUAGCAGGGACACUCUACCUAUAGUAACUGUACCCCUGACCAGAACUCACAAAAACAGGAAGUGGGUCGUCCAGCAUGGCUUGUUGUGAGUGUCACCCAGCAACGCCUGAAUACAGCAUGAGUACCCACCGGAUAGUAACCGACUCCGACUCCGACUGUUUUGGAGUUAAAUGUCAUCCGAGUAUGCCCUUUCAUCUCACUUUUGUCACACACACACAUACACAUUCAUACGUACUUUUACACAUACAUGGAUAUUGUGGGAUCACACAGGCCUCACAAUUUCAUUACUUGAGUUUUCUCCAGUUCGGCGAGACGCGACUUUUUGCACUGUUUGUUGCUUUUUUUAUGGAGUAUAUCUGAUAGCCAGACAAAAGUGAAGAAUUUCGGGAGACAGAAGUGUAAUAUUCCCGUCCAACCCAGGAGCACGACAGGUUCCUUCUGGAUCCCCAACCCUCAACCAAUGACCCCAACCUUAAACCUUGACCUUGACCUUGACCCUAUAUCCUGGCUUGCACACUGUGGUUUGUGUAUUCGCUGAGGUACCUGGGCAGAUAAUUGCACAGAGAAGAGGGCUAAAGAAGGCAGUAAAAUAGAUGUGUUUGUAGGGAAGGGGAAAGCACAUUCACUCUGCCUUGAGUCCUAGUCUAUGUGGUAACAAAUCUGCAUCCUGACCACCAUCAAAGGCCAGACUCGUGGAUAGUCGGAGCAGUCAUACUCUGACACAGCGUUUAAUGUAGGAAGUGGACAGUGGUGGGCUUUGUUGUGUCCACUUCAAGUGUAAAGGUCCUUACCCAGGGCGGUGCCAACCACAGCAACUAAACCAGUGCCAAUUAACCGUACACGCAAGAGCGAGAGCUACUCUCCUCUCUCUCUCUCUCUCAAGUGAGUCAGACAACCCUCUUGUGAGGGCGAAUUCUCCUUCCCCCAAAUAUCCACAAAGAAACAUUUCAGUUGUCUCCCACAGAAAGGUGGGGGUGGGAGGUGGGCGCAGAGAUGCACCUCCCAGGGCAGCUGCAUCAGGAACAGUUUCUUUUUGCUCAGAUUUGGCCUGGACCUUGGACUGAUCCGUCUUUGGGUCCAUUGCUCUUAGCGAGUUAGCUAGCUAGCGUGGUGACAGUAGAGUCGUUCAUCUUUCAGUCUGGUGCUAACUCCACAUAGGCCUCUUGCACACUGUCCAGCACCACUGAUGAUUUCAGAGUACCACUACUCUCCCCAAGAGAAGAUGACUCUCUUGUCUACACCUGACACUUGACCUUUUGUCCUUGAUCCUUGACCUCUCAACCCCAUCCUCCCUCCCCCCCCCCCCCCACAGUAGUAUGGCUUCUGUAUUUGAUGUUAGUGGGUAUUUUUCCUGUGUACUCUGUUUUCAAUUGUAAUCUAGUUUGUAUAAGACAUGUUGCGCAUGUAAAUAAAGCUUGGUGAAGCUCA